Cladocopium goreaui is the source of this 2882-nucleotide messenger RNA. Lineage: Eukaryota; Dinophyceae; Suessiales; Symbiodiniaceae. The record is from the annotation of a GenBank genome assembly.
GAGACAUGGCAUUGGUGAAUCGCUACAUUCUGGUCGAGUAUGAUGUAGGAGGUCCGAGGUUGUGGCAUGAGAGGUCGCUCUCCAAGAGCGCCAGGCAGCGGGAGCACCUGCGGGCACAAGCUGUUCCUGUGGCAGCAGUUGGGGUGGCAGCCCUUCUUGCGGUCGCUGGGCCCCUUGUGCCUGCUGGUGCGGCACCCCAUGCCUGCGGUGUCUUGAAAUGGAUGGCGGCUGAGACGGCUGCGGGUUACAGGUAUGGAGACCCCGUUGUUGGGGUUACGGCGGCUAGUGCUCGUGGUGCCAAAGCAGUGCAUGUGGAGAAUGGGAUCCCUAUUUUUGUUGAGUGUGUUGAUGGAGCAGAUUUCACUGUUUUCAUGUCACGCCCCGCCAAGUGUGAUCAUCGCAUCUUGGCCGUAGAGAUGAAUGCUUCGGGUCAACCUGAGAGGACGCUGAAGGAUGCCGCUUCGGCCUUGUCUGAAACAGCGGUGAAGUGGACCCUCACUGGUCCUCGGACGUCCAAGUGGUGCAUCAACUAUUUGGCCAUUGAGGGAUUGGGUUUUGAGGGUCACCACGAGAGACUGCGGCAGGUGACACGCGCAGAUUCUUCAUCCUGGGGCAUACAAGAGCAUUUUCAGAUUUCAAUGUCUUUGAGGCAGGCCUUGUUGGUUGAUCAGCUCAAUGGGUGCAACCUCUUGAGCGUUGAAGUGCAGUUCAGGAGGUUGCAGACCAUUGAAUACAGCUAUGCCGAGAAGGCGCGUGAACAAGAGUCAAAGGCGGUUGGAGGCAGACUGACAUUGGAGGAGCAGACAACCUUCGGUGGCAUGACUCGGCAAUACAGUACGUUGAUGAUUUGUCCAGAAUUGCUGGACUAUGUCCGGACUGAAACUGAGAGAGAGGCGACUCUUGCAAAAAGUCUGCGGAAGGCCAGAGAGGAGCGGGAGGCCUUGCGAAAAGGCCAAAACCAAAAGACGAAGGGCAAGCAGGAGGAGGUGCAGAGUACAGUCAAUGUUUUGAACAUGAUGCAUGGUGGGACGGGCGGCCCUAUGUCUCCGAAAGGUGAUAUCAGUAGUGGUCAGCAAAAAGUCCUGGAAUUCAUUGAGCAGUCAGUUGCGGCUUUGGGAAGCCCACCUCAACUUUCUGGCCCAGAGGCCCUAGAGGAGCUUCGGGUGAGUGUUGGGUACGGAGAGACGCCAGCUUCGUGCCCACUCGGUUCCUUUGAUCCCGCGUCCGUCUCAUUGGCUUCUGGAGAGAUACGACCGGUCGCUCUGGAAAAACUUUGGGGUGAAGGCGGGCAACAAGUGGUGAAGGAAUUUUCAUCACAAAUGCUUGGUCCGGAUGAGGUCCAUGCCAAGCUGAGAGCUAGUGGUGAUGUGCGGAUUUACAAUGACCCCAAGCUGAACGACCCCAAAGAAUAUGGAGCCUUCAUUAGCCGACUGCAUUCCUUAGGUCUUGCUGAGUUUUGUUUGGAGCCGCAGGAGGAAGAAGUAGGGCUGUUUUUUGUGAAGAAGAAGCAAAACCGCCUGAGGCUGAUCAUGGACUGCCGCAGGGCGAAUCUCCAUUUUGCAGAGCCAUCCACCGUUGAGCUUGCAACCGGCGAUGCGCUGGGAAAGCUAGAGGUGGGCAGAGCUGAUACUCUGUAUUUGGCAUCAGCAGAUCUUGCAAACGCCUUUUAUACACUGGAGCUGCCGGCAGAGUGGCGGCGCUUUUUUGGUUUUAGACGGGUCAGAGCUGUGCACCUUGGUGUGGUUGAGGUGAAUGGCCAGGCUGUCGCACCUGACACCUGGGUGUACCCACGGACCUUGGUGGUUCCCAUGGGUUGGGCCUGGGCAUUGUGGUGGUGCCAGAGUGUGAAUGAGAGGAUAUGCGAGCGGAGUGGUUUGGCAGCAUGUCAUAGAGUGCGAGAUGGUUUUCCAAUUCCUGGUGGCUCUUUCUGGCAUUUGCAGUAUGUAGAUAACUUGCAUGUGUUGGGAACUGACAAAACAGAAGUAGAGAAAAAGUUUUGGGAUGCGGUGCGAGGUUUGAGGGAAGCAGGUUUGACAGUGCAUGAGAUAGAGUUCAGCGAGUCAACCGUCAACAUGCUUGGGUGGCAGAUAGAGGAGAAAGGGGUUCUACGCCCAACCUACAAGCGAAUCUGGCGGAUCAGGAUUGCGAUCCGGGAGUUGCUCUCCCGUGGGCGAAUGACUGGACAACAGCUGGAACGUUUGAUUGGGCAUAUGACUUUUGUGUCACUUUGCCGUCGUGAGGCCUUAGCGGUGCUUGGUGAGGUAUACACCUUCAUCAGACGGCAUUACCUUGAAUGCGUAGAGCUGUUGACAGAGCAGCGCUCAGUCAAGAAGCAGAGGCGAGGCCUUCACCAUGCGGGUCCAAGACAUUGUGACAUUGUGUUCCCAGUCAAGCGAGCCGGCAAAGCAUACAAGCACUUCUCAAUACUGCUGCACCCCUCGGAAGAGGGGAUUCCGUCCAAGACGAAACAGUGGGACGAAAUGCUGAGUAUAGACCUGAAACACAUGAAGUUCUUGGGACCAGCUCUGGAACAAAUUCUGGACCUCAAGAACAGGGCAGGUGCAGACAAAGCAUUUACAAUCAGCCUGGAGGACGUGAACCAGUUCAUGGAAAGCAACUGGGAGCCUCUGGGCCUCAAGCCGCUGGGAAAGCCUCACGCAUACAGGUUGCGCCACGGAGGUGCCAGCUACGAGGCAGCCUUGAAGCUGCGCACACUGGCAUCGAUACAGAGCAGAGGGCGAUGGCAGACGUUGAAAAGUGUCAAGAAUUACGAGAAGGGUUCAAGACUGGCGCAGCUCUUUGGCAGUCUCAGCAAAGCAACAAGAGACAAGGCCGUGCGAGCAAGAAAGGACGUCGUGCAAGUCUUGUCUGGAAAGCUUUAG